AUGUCUCCUCCAUCUCAAGCAUACCGUCCCUACUUGGAAUCACACCGAAGCCCAGCGGGACCUGGCGACGCCCGUCCUACAGCUACUCAAAUCAUCAAGGACUUGGGCCUAGAUGGCAAGCUCGCGAAUACGACCAUCUUGAUCACCGGCGGCAGUGCGGGACUUGGUGUCCAGACGGCUAGAGCCUUGUACCUGGCCGGAGCCAAAAUUUAUAUCACCGCUCGCGACGAGCAGAAAGGUCAAAAAGCCAUCACGGCCAUCACUAAAGACGCAAUCCAAGGACAAGCUGUCGAGGUUGUCUACUUGGAUCUUGGAGACCUUGACAGCGUGCGUGCAGCAGCAAAAGACUUCCUCGCUAGAAGCAAUCAACUGAACAUCCUGAUCAACAACGCAGGCAAGACUGCGAGCGGCUUCGAGACGCAGAUGGGAAGUAACCACUUCGGCCAUUUCCUUCUGUUCCAACUUCUGAAGCCUGUCCUGCUGGCCUCGUCCACACCGACUGACACCUCUCGUGUCGUCACCUUGUCCAGCUAUGGUCAUACCAUGUCGCCCAUCCGCUUUGAUGACAUAGGCUUCGAAAAUACUGAGUACAAUGGUUGGAUAGCUUAUGGCCAAAGUAAGACUGCGAACAUCUAUAUGGCCAAUAGCAUCGAUCGUCUCUACGGAUCCCAGGGCCUGCAUGCAGUUUCAGUCCAUCCAGGUGCCAUCCUUGAUACCGAGUUGCUGCGUCACAGUACCAAAGAUGCGUUCGACGCAUUCGGAGGUCCGAAUAUCUUUGACAAGCUUGAGAAGAGUGCUGAGCAGGGUGCCGCAACUACUGUGUGGGCUGCUCUGACACCUCACUUCAAUGACAAGGGCGGAGUCUACUGUGCCGACUGCGGUGAGUCUAUCAAAGCUGGCGACGAUGCACCGGUUGGAGGCCCCGAGUAUGUCAGUCAUGCCUAUGACGAGGAGGCUGAAGAUCGUUUGUGGGAGCUCAGUUGUAAAGCUGUUGGUGUAUAA
This is a messenger RNA of Aureobasidium musti, 1002 nucleotides long. The record is from the annotation of a GenBank genome assembly. NCBI's taxonomy places the organism in Eukaryota, Fungi, Ascomycota, Dothideomycetes, Dothideales, Saccotheciaceae.